AGUAUGUAUUACGCCGAGAUGCCACAUUACGAUGAAAGCUUCUUCCACGAUGACAGCCAGAACCAGAGGAGAAAUAAACGCAGCUAUCGUGUUUAUAAAACAGGAUCCAACCCUUUAGGGUUCCUUGAGUCGAAUGAUGUAAUACACGUAAUCGAAGAGAGAGGUGCUUCGGUCAUAAAGCGGAAUAUACGAAAUAUUAAACACCGCGGCAAUCGAUACAAACCUGCUACAUCGACUUCGCAAUAUUUGUCGCAUACAAAAUAUACAACUCCGGAUAUAUUGAUUGAUCACUGUCCUCGCAUUAGCGUCUUUGAUCCUAAAAAGUUAUAUGACCUACGCAAUAAUAAUAUUAUAUCUCCGUUAAGUCCGUGUAAGAGCCUUGAUAACCUAACCCUAAGACAAGUUAAGAGAAAUGUACCAAAGGACAAAAUUAGAAAUGGAUUAAGUCUCCAAAAUUUGGCGCACGAAGAAAAUUUAAAGCAUUACGUUUCUCCAGUCGAAGACUAUCUUGCCACUGGACAGGAGGACGUUAGAAAUUCUUAUUCAGUAGUGGAAGCGCGACGAAAACCCUUACAACGUCGGUUUUCCCGUAGUACUGCAGCUCCAGGUGUCGGUGUCUAUCGUAAAAUCAGUGGAGAUGGUGCGGCAGCGAAUUUAAAUGAGAACGAGGUUUGCGGAGAAGCGGGGUCGGGGCACCGCGGCUCAUUGCGCGGCGCCAACAAACUAGCGCGGCGUGCGCGCUCCUUCAAGGACGACCUACUGGAGCGCAUCUCUAACAUGCGCUCGCCGGCGCAGCCUCCACAUCCGCCACAUCUCGCCUCCAAUAUCAGAUCGCACUCCCCACUUAGUCCGAAGCCACGGAACAUGGGGGCGAAAACUGUUACAGCGGAGGAAGGUGAAAUUACGCCUGCGAAGGAGCUCGAACGGCUAGUCAAAGAGGUCACAUUCGGCUUAAAACAUUUCUCCGAUGUCAUCACAAAGAGGAAACUGGAAAUGUUGCCGGACAACGGCACUAUUGUAUUCGAAUCGAUCGCGAACAUACACAAAGCCAUCAAACCAUACUGCAGCCGGUCCCCAGCGUUAAUGAGCGCCGUCAAGAGGCUAUGCACAGCGUUAGCAAUGCUAAUACGCUUAUGCGAUGAAGUAACCGUAGUCAGUUUGCGGGGAGACGCCGACGAUUCAGAGAUAGAAGUGUCAACUGCGGCUUUAUCGCCCGAGCAUGUGAGCUCGGUUGUGAAGGCUGUGACGUCAGCGGUAGAGGAAGUAGCAGGUCUCGCUCAGCAGCAUAUGACCAGACCGGCGUUGUCACCGCGGUCCGCGCUCGUGUCUCCAAGAGCGUCCACACAACGGAAUUCCUUACCUGAUAUUCCUCUCACUCCCAAGGAACUGUCACAGUUAACAGGCGAGCCGGGCAUGGAGUCCAGCGGCGUACGCGCGUCUCACUCCUCCGAGUCCAUACUGGAUGCCCCAGACUCGCCGCCACCAAAACCUGCGAGGCCUAACCGGAAAAUCGAGUUGGCCCCGCCUUUGCCGCCAAAGCGCAAGUCUGCUAAUGAGAACUCCUUAUUGGGACUGUCCAUAGACAGAUUAUCCCUGCAGUCACACAGCAGCGGCUCUCUAGAUUCAAUGCUCAACGUGUCAAAUGACGAGGAUCGGAACGCGCACGAUUCUAUGAACCAUGAAGUUUUCGUGACUGCUCCUAAUUCUGAUUUAGUUGGUAUUUGCAGUUGCAACAAUAUUAAUGAAAUGCGAACGUCCGUCGAAUCGCACGACUCGCAUAUGAACAAUAUACAUGGACAUAAUAAUCACAAUCGCUUCUCUAACGAGUCCGGCUUCGUAUCCGUGGGCCAUAGUGAAAUAUCCACGGAACACUGUUUCACUUCGACCUUCGCCGCGCAUCACUACUCGAGUCAUACGGACAGUACUUUUGAAAGUACAGAGUAUGUGAGCGAAAUGAAGUGCUCUCUGCAGAGUGUUGAGAGCCGCAUGAAUAUGUUCAGUGUCAACACUGUGACCAACUCGCACAACACAAAGUUGGCAAGCAUCACAUCAGACGAAAGUGAGACACCGCCCGAACUGCCCGCCAAAACGCGUCGCAACAUACGCGCUGACAUGCAACAGUUCUUCCCUAAUGUCGAAAUCAGGAAGACGCCGCCAUUCUCUAUACACGACGCGCGUCCACAUACGCUGGCCGAACACAACCAUCAGCGUCCGCCGCCGCUGCCGCUCAAGAAGAAACACAUGUUUCAAAGCGUCGCCUACAGCGUUAUGGCAUACAUGGAGAUGUUUGGAAACUGCAGUCACACGAACGCGCAUCCUCCUAUAAAUCUGGAAGCGCCGCCCGAUAUGUUUCGGCAUUCCAUACACACUUAUAACUUAACUAGUGCACAACACUCAAGCGCAGGAACUAUUAGCGUGGGGCAUCAUCAGGUACAAAGGUCGAUGGCUUCAUCGUUAACUGUUCAACACCUGAGUACACCACCCCUAAGUGGUUCAGAAGACAGCGUGAGUAUGAAAACUUCGAGUAGAACUAGUCCCGUACCUCCUGAACCUCCAGCGCUACCACCAAAGAUCAAUAAAAGUAAACAGAUUUCAAUGAAUUCGAGCAACGAACUACUCCCCCCACCCUCCCCGCGGCCUUCGUCUCAUAAUAGUUCGGCGGAUGAGUCUAUGUUAAACAAUGUGAGUUCAGACGACUUGUACAUAAGUUCGACGUCGCCGGGCAAGUUCCCAGUGGAUGACGAGGAUCUGGAUCGACUAGUGCAACCUAUGCCAUCUCCUGUACCUUCGCAGAGAAGCGAAAGCAGUACAGAACCUACAGCAGUGACAGCAGACGAAAAUACCACAAGUAUAGCUGACCCAGAUGAUAUUGUCCUACAAACGGAAGUGAGCGGUUGGCUCCUACUGAAAGGCACCAACAAGGAUGGCCCCGAAGUACGCGGGGGACAUCCAGAUGCCUUAAUCGUACUCGCUACUAAAGCUACCAAAGAAACGGACGAGUAUUUUGCAUACCAGGAAGCGUUCCUGGCUACGUACAGGACAUGGGUGUCGCCCAGCGAACUAGUCCACAAGCUUGUGCGGCGUGCGCAUCAUUACAGGCCGAGACCGCACGAACUUCGUUCCACACUGAGUCUGCUCACCAGGGUCGUAGCUGAUCUUACAAUGUCGGACUUGGACCGGGCGCUCAUGCAAGAGAUUAUGGAGUUCAUAUACUGGCUCGUGGAACGAGAAGAGUUGCCUAUCUCAAAGGCCUUAAGACAAAUAUUGGUUGACAAACAAAAGCAAUUACAUUUCCAAAAUACAAACAACAGAUACGAAUAUGAUUUGCCGUGCUAUGGCAUUGUAUCACUACGCCGUGACACUCUCCUCGAUUUUAAAGCGAGUGAGCUAGCGGAACAGAUGACCUUGUUAGAUUCCGCACUGUUUGUGCGAAUAACCACAGCGGAGGUGCUGUCGUGGCCACGUGACCAGUCCGAAGAGAGAUCCCCAAACCUCACGAGGUUUACGGAGCACUUCAAUAAGAUGAGCUACUGGGCCCGAUCGAGAAUAUUGGAACAGGACGAGGCUCGCGAACGAGAGAGAUACGCGAACAAGGUGCUAAAAGUAAUGAAAGCGCUGAGGAAAUUGAACAACUUCAAUUCUUACCUGGCGCUGGUGUCCGCGUUAGACUGUCCGCCGGUGCGGCGACUGGGCUGGCCCCGCGCCGUUGUGGAUACGUUGAAAGACCACGUGGCGCUGAUUGACUCGUCGCACUCAUUCCGCGCGUACAGACUUGCGCUGGGUGAGACACAACCGCCCUGCAUACCGUACAUUGGCCUCUUCCUACAAGAUCUGACGUUUGUACAUGUCGGGAACCCGGACUUACUUCCCGACGGCAGCAUAAAUUUCACUAAACGGUGGCAACAGUACACCAUUAUGGAAAACAUGAAGCGCUUUCAUAAAGAGCAAUACAAAUUCAAGAAGAAUGAGCGCAUCCAAGCUAUGUUCAAUGAGUUCGACGACGUGCUCAGCGAGGAGACGAUGUGGCAGAUAUCGGAGAAGAUCAAGCCACGCGGUGGCCGCUCGCGCAACCCCUCCGCGCCCUCACCGCCCGCUGCCGUCCCGCCACCUGCCGCGACCGCCGCUGCCACAUAAGGUAAAACUAGAACUAUCCAAAGAAAAAUGAGGAGAGUGAGGUGAUAGCAAAAACAAUUAGACAUAAAUGUGAGAAUUUGUCUAUGAGGAAUUGUUUAACUUAGAUAAAAUAUUGUGAUUAUCUGUCCUAAAAUGGCCUAAUUAUUUUUAAUGUAUUUAUUGGUAAAUGCGAUUUCAAUUGCGAUUGGUACGAUUGAGUGCUUGGCAGAACAGCACAACCCAUUAGCUUGCUUACACUUGGUUUUUAGAUCUGUCCUUUUAUUCCAACAAUAUAAAAGCUACUAGAAGGGUAAGUACAAAACUAAACACAUAACGAGUUUUCAAUUUAUUAUUGCAAACACGGAUAUCUCCAAUAAUACAAGCAAGAAAAGAAAGUUAAAAAAAAAUUGGGUUAGAUUUUUAUGCUGGUACAUUAAUUUAAAAAAAGCUAGCUGGCACCGGAUCUUCGGCAGUUGCGAACAUUAAACUUGAAAGUAGGCAGAACUGAAAAAAAACGAUAAUAAAAUUAAUUACAUGUUUUUCUCGUUUAUAAAUACGCAUACCAUAUUAACAAAUAAAAGAAAAAAAAAUUGAAUAAUACUUGAAUGAUUACUUAAUAAAAUUUAUGAGAGUUAAGUUUUAUUCUUACAUUUAUUUUUUUGCAGCAGGUCUUGCUGAACAAGUAAAUAAAGCAAAAUGUAUGUAAAAAAAUAUAGCCCAAUUUGACGUGAUGCUCUUUUGAAGCUUUCAUUAAAAAGUUAAAAUAAUAGUAAAAACCAAAAAAUCUUUAUCAGUAUUUAUACCGUUACUGUCAUACAUAUCAGCAUGUGACUUGCAUAGAUUACUACAAUGAAUACGAGUGACGCGUAGGUGUAGGUUAUUUCUGAUAUUCUUCUUGUUGUUGUGAUUUGCCAUUGAUGUCAUUGUAUAAGUUAAAUUACUAGCCGACUUCGUAAGCUAAAUCUCAAUACAUCGAAAUAGGGGAAUCCUUUUAAAGUGUUAAGAUCGUUAGGUGAUUUGCUAUAUAUUUAAUAGCUUUAAGUAGCGCAUAUGGUGAAACUAAUUUAUAUAUAGUAAUUUCGUUUCGAUGUCUUUAUAAAAAUGUGUAGGCGUGAUAGACUGAUUUCCUAGUAACUUAUUCACUUUUAUAUAGAAACAAGAAGCCUUAUUUUCAACCGUAACAUAGCAUUGCUUUAGGAAUAAAUGUAAACUGUUCAUUUUGAAAAACAUUUUGAGUCUCAUCGUAAUUUAUAGUCUAUAGCGCGUUAGGUGAGUUUUCGAACUGGAAAUUGCAUGAAAAUAAACUAUAUUUUGAGUAUGAAAUGGGACGACCUAGUUUUCAUCAAGAAAUUAAUUUGGAUAAGAGUUAUGACCCAGAUUAUCUCGUGUCUUCAGUCGGAGCAAGUUUUCUCAAUCGUCCCACCUUGAUAACUGUAGUGCUUGUAAAAUAUAAUAAGUGAGAUAACACCAAUAUUUUACAUUUGUGUAUGAAUUUUAUAGUCAAUAUUGUAUGUGAAUUUUUUUAAGGAUGUAUUUUUAGUGAUUUUUACACGGAAGUUAAUAAGAUUUGGUGCGUACGCACGCAACGUGCAGUACAUAUGCAUUAAAGACGAUUUGAGAUUGAGAAAAACUUACUCAAUUGAAUGUCAACGCAGAAACCGUAUGGGAUUGUAUCCUUUGACUUUGACUUUUGAUCUAAAAUAUGCAAACGAAAGUAUACUGUGUGCCAAAUAUCUAUCGAAAGAAGCGUCCCAUUUCUGAUAGGUAAAAGUGUAUUUUAAAAAAUGUUUGGAAUUGCUUUUUUAUGUAGUAAACAGUACAAGUUUACUUAUAAGUGUCACGACCACUUUUUUUUACGUUGCACAAAAUUGGAACUUAUCAUACCGAAAAAAGGUUAUACAAAAUUUUUCGUUUAUUAACACAAUAUAUAAAAGCAAGGUUUACUAAGACCUACAAAUAUGUGUAUACAACAAGGUAUUUGUUAUAAUUUCGCCAUAAUGAAAA
This is a messenger RNA of Pararge aegeria (speckled wood butterfly), 6117 nucleotides long. It is a transcript of the gene C3G, whose product is annotated as guanine nucleotide-releasing factor 2. Gene Ontology annotation, molecular function: guanyl-nucleotide exchange factor activity. NCBI's taxonomy places the organism in Eukaryota, Metazoa, Arthropoda, Insecta, Lepidoptera, Nymphalidae. The record is from RefSeq and is a predicted model, not a curated record. Gene Ontology annotation, cellular component: plasma membrane. The transcript is spliced from 28 exons. Bases 4 to 4134 code for a protein of 1376 amino acids. Gene Ontology annotation, biological process: positive regulation of GTPase activity; Ras protein signal transduction.